Messenger RNA from Branchiostoma floridae (Florida lancelet), 2372 nucleotides. Its product is annotated as sialin-like. Gene Ontology annotation, molecular function: transmembrane transporter activity. Lineage: Eukaryota; Metazoa; Chordata; Leptocardii; Amphioxiformes; Branchiostomatidae. The record is from RefSeq and is a predicted model, not a curated record. Gene Ontology annotation, biological process: transmembrane transport; monoatomic anion transport. The coding region runs from base 140 to 1708 and encodes 522 amino acids. The transcript has 14 exons.
GUUUUGUCCAUUGAUUCGCACCGCCCUGUACAUGAUACAGGUGUAACAUUGUGCUCCAGAAGACUUCAAUUCUUUGGGGGCAGCUUUCGAAUUCCUGACAUUUCACCCUACAUCGCUACCUACUACCAAGGGAGGCGGGAUGGCAAAGGUGAAAAAGAAGCCAUGUGAAUGGUUGCCAGCCCGUUACGUCCUGACCGCCAUGUUUUUCCUGGGGAUGAUGAACGCCUACAUCCUCCGCUCCAACAUCAGUGUCGCCAUUGUCGCCAUGAUCAGGACCGCAGAGGCUGACGGGAACGGGACAGACGGCUCCACCAGUAUCUGUGGAGAAUUCAGCUUCGGAUCAACCCCUGCCAAUAAAACUGCGAAGCAAGGGGAGUUUGACUGGGACGAGACGCAGAAAGGUCGCAUUCUUAGCGCCUUUUUCUACGGGUACGUCUUCAUGCAGGUGCCAGGGGGGUACCUGGAGACCAAGUUCGGGGGGAAGAAGGUGUACGGCAUAAGCAUGCUGAUAGGUGCAAUAUUAACCCUAUUGACUCCCGUGGCGGCCAGAGUGGAUUUCUGGUUCCUGUUCUUUGUGCGGUUCUUCAUGGGCUUCUUUCAGGGCGUGAUUUUUCCCGCUCAUCACGGCAUGUGGGGGAAGUGGGCACCGCCUCUCGAACGGAGCAGACUGCUGUCCAUCACAUGCACCGGCACGAAUGUUGGAACUGUGAUCGCCCUGGCGCUCUCUGGGUACAUUACAGACCAGAUCGGCUGGCCCUGGGUCUUCUACAUCACAGGAAUUGUGGCUCUGGUGUGGUUUGUGGCCUGGAUGCUACUAGUGCAUGACUCACCUGCCGAACACCCGAGGAUCUCCGAAGAAGAACGAGAGUACAUAGAAAGUUCUAUCGGCACAAAUGUACAAGAGGAUAUCCCGGUGCCAUGGCUGGAGUUUGCCAAAUCCAGAGUUGUGUGGUGCCUUCUGAUUGGUCACUUCUGUAACAACUGGGGAAACUACACCAUGCUGACGAACCUCCCUAAUUAUAUGGACGCCAUCUUGGGAUUCAACAUUGCAGAGAAUGGCCUCCUAUCCGCCCUCUCACCUCUGACCAUCUGGGUGUUCACUGUUGCUGGAGGUUGGAUCAUUGACGUCAUCAGGUCACGUGAUAUCCUGGACACACUGAACUCCCGAAGGGAUACUGACGUCAAUGGUAAACUCGGUAUAAACAUCCUCUUCUUUCUGAAACCACUAAUGUCGGAAGAUUUUGGUCAGUUCCUUCCCGCCAUCUUUCUGAUUAUCUCUGGAUUUGUGGGGUGUGACCGCGCAGCCGCAGUGGCGAUGUUGGCUCUGUCAGCAGGCUUUGGUGGACUGUCAACACCAGGGUUUAAGAUCUGUCACAUUGAAAUCGCCCCGCGGUUCGGAGGCAUACUGUUCGGCAUCACCAACGUGUUCGGGUCCAUCCCAGGAUUCAUUGCGCCCGAAAUCAUUGGUGCUAUGACCAACAACAAUCAAACUCGAGAGGCUUGGAUGAACAUCUUCUGGAUUGGCGCAUCGAUAUACGUCUUCGGAGGGAUUGUCGUGCUCCUGUUUUUGCGCACAGACAUUCAACCUUGGGCACAGGCGCCAGAUAAAAGUAGUGCAGAUCAAGAUGUCAUCUUCCUUGAGGACGUCUCAAGUACCAGAAACCAGAGGCACAACGACGAAACUAAAGAAAAUGCUGUAUUGAUUUAGAUUAUACCAACAUAGAUAGCUUUAGGUUGCUACUGUGUAAGUAACUAUCUUUGCUAUCAUACUAUAAUAUGUACAAACCAUUACAAGGUUGGGUUUGGAGUCAUAUCUACUAACCAUGAUAGUUCUCUCUUGGUGUGUACAAACCAUUACAGUGUUGGGUUUGGAGUCAUAUCUACUAACCAUAGUUCUCUCUUGGUGUGUACAAACCAUUACAGUGUUGGGUUUGGAGUCAUAUCUACUAACCAUAGUUCUCUCUUGGUGUGUACAAACCAUUACAGUGUUGGGUUUGGAGUCAUAUCUACUAACCAUAGUUCUCUUGGUGUCCCAUAUUUGUCACAAUGCAUGCAUUGCUUCAUGCUAUUUACGUUUUAGGAGAAUGGUGUGAACAAAGGAUGUAUAUAUAUAUAUAUAUAUAUAUAUAUAUAUAUAUAUAUAUACCUUUUCGUCUUUCCCAAAUAGACCAAAGAGGUCACACAUAGCUAUAGGUGUUUGAUUUGUUCUUCAAUGCCUUUUAUUGUAAAUUGAAUGUAGCCCAAUAAGUAGAGAGAUUUCAAUAGAUUAGUAGUAUCAUACGACUCCUGAAGCAAAUAUAAACUGAAGAAGGCAAAGUGAUGAUAUUCAUUAUUUGUGAAUACUGAAUUAAAUGCUAAUUAUAUGUUUGGAA